Microplitis mediator is the source of this 1237-nucleotide messenger RNA. RefSeq names its product sugar transporter SWEET1-like. Gene Ontology annotation, molecular function: sugar transmembrane transporter activity. Bases 283 to 786 code for a protein of 167 amino acids. Gene Ontology annotation, biological process: carbohydrate transport. The record is from RefSeq and is a predicted model, not a curated record. Lineage: Eukaryota; Metazoa; Arthropoda; Insecta; Hymenoptera; Braconidae. The transcript is spliced from 5 exons. Gene Ontology annotation, cellular component: membrane.
AUAAUCCGUUUUUUUUGUCCACACGAGAUUUGGCGGGUUUUUGUUCAUCGUAAACAGCACAAAUUAAUAAUUGACUAUCAGACAAUAUAUAGAACUAUCAAGACUGAUAUAUAGAAUACUUGCCGCAAAUUAUUUCUCAGGACAAUCAUUUUAUAUUUUACAAAAUACUAUUAUUUAAAAAAAUAUAAACAAUGGCGAGUGGAAGACUUCAUAUUGGCGACAAGCAUGUAGCGGAGAAUGUAAACAAGAAUGUGGCGAUUGAAGGCUAUCUAACCAAGAGGAAUGCUCAUGUUUCAAUACGCAUUCAUAUUAAAUUAUCCGGCAAUGAUCAAGGUCAAUAUGUUUGGGUUGACGACAAGCAUCCUCUACGUAACUGUCUUUUAUCUUUAUUCUCCAAACAAGACCGCGAUGAUGAAAUUAAUAGCCAAGACAUUGGGAUUAGCAUCAAUACUCUUAGCCUACGCUAAAUUUGAAAACCCAGAGUACAUUGAAUUUAGAUACGGUCUGUUGACGACAGUAUUAUUGCUGAUGCUCAAUGGAACUCCGCUUAUGAAUCUCGGUCAAGUCAUAAAGACCAAGAGCACGGAAAUUCUUCCAUUUCCACUGAUCGCCAUGGGGACUGUCGCAUCUUUCCUAUGGUUACUUUAUGGCAUCAUAAUUAAUAACGGAUUUAUUAUCUUCCAAAACGUUGUUGGGUUGUUUUUAUACAUCGUCCAGUUAUCUUUGUUUGCUAUCUUCCCAUCAAAGCCUGCGGAAGUAACUUCUAGCCAUUCCAAGAAGAAGUAGAAUUAUAAAUUUUUAAUAUUUCUUUUAAAAGACGUUUAUUUUUUAAACUAAACUAAGUCAAUUUGUAUGUUACUACACGAGCUGGCCUCGGUUCAAGUUAACUAAUAACGAAUUUCUUUAAAUCUUGUAAUGCAAUAAUGCACGAAGCUAUUUUUUAUAUAAACAAUUUAUCAGAUGUUAUAUUAAUCAAUUAUAUUUUUAACGCAAUAUUAAAAAUUUAUUCGAUAUUUUUUAUAGAAGCAAUUAUGUACAUCUAAAAAAAUGAUAGAUUAUAUUAAUCAAUUAUAUUUUUAAUGAAAUAUUUACAAUUAUAUCAAUAUUUUUAACUGGUCUAUGUAAUUAUUAAUCAAUGUAAACUAAUUAGUUAAUUUGUAAUUAAAUAAAUUUUACUUUGUCCCAAGAGGAACAUGGAGUAUACGGAGUAUAUGGAGUAACAAAUAAUAAUAAUAAU